This is a messenger RNA of Chlamydomonas reinhardtii, 3181 nucleotides long. RefSeq lists its product as uncharacterized. Gene Ontology annotation, molecular function: calmodulin binding; calcium/calmodulin-dependent protein kinase activity. The record is from RefSeq and is a predicted model, not a curated record. Gene Ontology annotation, biological process: protein phosphorylation. Bases 145 to 1284 code for a protein of 379 amino acids. The transcript is spliced from 7 exons. Lineage: Eukaryota; Viridiplantae; Chlorophyta; Chlorophyceae; Chlamydomonadales; Chlamydomonadaceae.
UUAUCCAGGAAGACGAGGCUGGGGCCACUGGGGAGGCCUGGCAUGACCGGCUGCCUGGUCCACACUAGUUCACGUGUGUCAGACCUGGAUUGCGUCACCCCUUUUGCCAGUGCGACGGUGUACCACGCUGAUCGAUCUGGCUGGAUGUCCGUCUAUCAGCCUCACACACCUUGUCACGCAAACCGCUGGGAGUGGACAGAGCCGUAUCCUAGCUUGACAAUGGCGCGCCUCGCUGUGGCGCUGGCCGCUGGCCUUCUGCUGCUGGCGGUUUCCGCCGAUGCCUCCGGCGGGCGUGAGCUGCUCCAGAGCUCCAAGGGCUGCCCUGCCCUGACUGUCAACGCAGUGGACUCCUACAACAAGGCGAAGGGCACCUCCCUCGAUAGCGACUGCUUUGAUCAGGUUGGCACCAAGGGUUCGUGCGGCAGCAAGACCGGCGGCCUGUGCAUCUUCAGCAACGGCCAGAGCUGCUUCUACCGCGCCCGGGCCUGCAAGCCCACCGAUUCCCAAGUCCUGGGUCUCUUUGCCACCUGGAACGCCGCCCUGAAGACGCUCAACUCCAAGACGGUCGCGGCCCUGUACGCGCCCAGUGCCGUUCUCCUCCCCACCGUGUCCAACCAGUACCGCACCACCCCCGAUGAGAUCAUCGACUACUUCGACCACUUCCUGCCCAAGGGCCCCGUGGGCGCCAUUGACAAGUACGAGAUCCGCCACCUGGCCGACGGUGUGGUCCAGCUGCUGGGUAUCUACACCUUCACCAUGACGCUGCAGGGCAACGCCAAGGUGCAGGCGCGCUUCAGCUACACCUACACCCGCCAGGCCGAUGGCAAGUGGCUGAUCGUGGAGCACCACUCCUCUGCCAUGCCCGAGAACGAGGCGGCUCUGGUUAUGGACGCCUUCGUGCAGUGGAACGAUGCGCUGGCCACCCUGAACGCGAGCAAGGUGGCGUCCCUGUACGCGCCCACGGCCGUGCUGCUGCCCACCGUGUCGGACAAGGUCCGCAACACGCCCGCCGAGAUUGAGGACUACUUUGUGUCUUUCCUCAAGAAGGAGCCCGUGGGCGUUAUCGACAACAUCGAUGGCAGCUCGCCCAACGUCCGCUUCCUGGCCGCCGACGUGGCCAUCAACUCCGGCACCUACGUGUUCACCCUGAAGAACGACGAUGGCACCCGCAGCAAGGUCCGCGCCCGCUACACCUACGUCUACAAGAAGUACGGGAGCAAGUACAUGAUUGAGGAGCACCACUCCUCGGUCAUGCCCGAGACCGCCGGCAAGGUGGACGAGUAAACACCACGCCACAAUGAGCCCUGCUGCCCUAGUCGCUCGGGAGCUGCAGGCGCGUGGCUGGCAGCUGGCGCGCACGCACUGAGUUUGGGACUGGAUAACACUGUGGUCCGGAUGGCAGGGUAUUCCUGCGGUAUAAAAAGGGCUCGCAUAGGGCGUCCCGUGUCGAAGAAUGAAUGUGAAACUCGGAUCGUUUGGUGCGACCUGAGAGCUACAUAGAGUGCGCUGUAGAUGAGCAGAUGAGUGUGGGCAUUGUGCCUGUCCUGUGUUUGGUGGCAGCUGCAUGGGCUGUGGUAUCAUAGGUCCUGCAUGCGUGCCAAUAACGAUUUUCGAAGAAUGACCUCUGACAGGAAAGUAGUGGAAGGAGUUGUUUCCGAGUGCGGGGGCUGCAGAGCCAGCAGAAGCACACUGUGUCUGUUGUGCACACGUGCUGCGUAAAUGAUAAGCAGGCCUGUGGCGAGAGAUUGGAGGGAUGAGGUGGAAAUGGUGCAUAAAUGCAGACAUGUCAUCUGCGCGGUACGGAGGAAGGCCAUGCUAGGCUCACACAAUAAGCAAGGCCGACGCUUAGCGCGGCUGUGAGUGCCUGGGAGUAUGAGUGAUGGAUGUGUGCAGCGUUUACGGCUGGGUCGUCUGAGGGGCUGGUAAGCUGGUUGUACUCGUCGUGCGCCGGAGAGGCCAGGGAGGGGAAAGUAACGCAAGUGGUUUGUGAAGGUUAGUGGGGUGACAGACUCAUGGGUAUGGAUCCAAGGGUCGCGCGCGGCGCUAGCGGCGCCCAUUACAGUAACCUGUCCGCUGAAAGUUGGCUGGUUCAUUUGCACCCGCAUUACGCAAAGCAUUCUCUGUAAUGAGUCGCAUUGCCGACGGCCCGACGCUAUGAUCACGACAUGCAAGAGGGAGCAGGCCGACAGUAGGGGUGCGCCACCACGGGUGGAUCACAGCGAAGCCCUGUAACGUGCUGCCCAGAGGAAGGCACGCUCUUGAAAGCCACGGAAGCCACUCUGUUCACUUUGGCCUGCGCAAAGCCUGCAAAGCUUUGCUUGUCUCUGUAACCCCGUUGUUUGCUUGGCCUUCAGGCUCUGUGGCUGUCCGGUCUGCGGGAGGCGCGGUCGCCACAGCAGGUUCGUGUGCCCCACGGGACCAUGCACGGACAAGGACAGGGACAAGCGUGCGAUGGGGCGUCUUCACCCGGAUGCAGAGCAGAAUAGCUUGACUAAGGGUGACGGAGGAACAGAGAAAGCCAGAGGCGCGCCGGGUACUGAGCUCUAUCACACCGGAAGAGUUAAUUGUUUGAGUCGGGUACUUGGCGUGUAUGGCGUGUAUGUAACCGCUCGCCUUUCUCCUGUGUUCGCCGACAGCCACAGACGUGGGGUGCAAGGACCAGGAUGAAGGGUAGAAGCUGCUAGCGAAGAUCGCACACUUUGGUAAAAGGGGGCAAAGAGAAGACUUUGCGACUCCUUGCCACGCGCAUGGGCCUGGCAUGUGACGCGCUGGCGUUGCUUCUGGCGGCUUCGGCCUGGGGCACCACUGUAAGGACGCGAAUGUGCGUUAGAGCCUGUGUUCGGAUGCGUAACACAAGCGUGUUGACGAGCCUCAGCGUACUUGUCUUUCGAGGUGGCAGCGGCCAAACGCAUGCGUUUGUCACGCAGUGCUCGUAUCUUCCAUCUACGCUGUAGGAAUUUGCCCCCAAUCCGCCGAAGGCGGAGAAAUGUUUUGGGGUUUGGGGCCGCGCACCUACGGAGUGUAGACGUUUUGGGCGGAUUUGGCGGUAUCUUAGGCAGGGAGCGUAAAUGUUUUGGGGGUUUUGGGGGCGUGCCCAUAGGGAAAUUUUUCUGGGCGUAGAUGGCGCGGAAGGGGUCAUCUACGCUGUGUAGACGCCGGGGGCCUAAAGCCAUCUACAAUA